CCACUAGAACUUGCCGACUGCUCAAUAUGCCACCGUAACAGUCUGAUGGGACCUAAAUUUCCAGUCGUGCCACGUGGCAGACGUUGCCUGAGAUUCAGAAUCUAGGCCCUUCCUUUCAAGGUCCUUGCGUAGAUGCUCAGUUUUCUAAAUUCGAAAGCAGAUUCUCCCAGCUCUCCGGAUUUCACUCUCUCAUUCUAGAUCGAUCUCAGGGUUUCAACUCCCGUCUCCUUCUCUGCCUCGUCCUGUGCUGUAACUGUAUCAUCUGUGUUAUCUCUGGCUUUUCCUGCCUUUGGGAUUUGGACCUUUAUUUCAGAGAACUUAGGGUACACUAGAAUUCGUGGGUUUAUUUUAUCCAGUGUGAUAUGAAUGGGUUCUGGUAGUGAGCUCAAGUGAAAUGGGUUUCAAGGUUCAAGCUCAUGAUACUUUAUUUAUGUAUGCUUCGGUGAUAGAGGCCGCUUGGAGGACGAAUAGAAAUAUGGUUUUUGUUUGAUUUGCUGGUAUAUUUUAAUCAUGGCAGUUCUUAUGGAAUAAGGAGUAUAAUUUGAAGAAUGGAUGAUGAUAGAGAAAUUGGGAUGUUGCUUCCUGGUUGGAACAAUCCAACUGAAUCUCGCAUUUUUAUUUUAUCUUGCUUUAUUGCUGCUUUAGUAGGUAUUUUGACAAUAGCUUACACAGCUUUCCAAUGGAGAAGAAACAUUAACCUAAAUUGGAUGAAAGCUAUAGCCAGGUCAAAGAAAAACCCUAAGGCAAGGCACAAGGUUCCUGUAGCUCCACAUAAUUGGGUUCUCGAAUCUGUAUCUCGUGGGAAGAAUUUAAAUUGUUGCGUCUGCUUAAAGUCCAUGUCUCCUUCUCAAACUCUUGGACCUAUGGUGGCAUCAGAUAGUUUUAUUCACCAUUGUAGCAUUUGUGGUGCAGUGGCACACCUAAGUUGCUCUUCAGGUGCACAGAAGGAUUGCAAGUGUGUAUCUAUGGUUGGAUUUAAGAAUGUGAUGCACCAAUGGGCUGUUCGAUGGACAGAGAUGAUCGAUCAACCUGAUGAGACUUCCUUUUGUAGUUAUUGUGAAGAGCCAUGUAGUGGGUCUUUUCUUAGUGGAUCCCCUAUAUGGUGUUGCAUGUGGUGUCAACGGCUUGUACAUGUUGAUUGUCAUAGUAGCAUGUCUAAUGAAACUGGCGGUAUUUGUGAUUUGGGUCCAUUUAGAAGGCUGAUUUUAUCACCACUGCAUGUUAAGGAAUUGAAUUCAUCAGGUGGAUUUCUGAGCUCUAUCACACAUGGAGCAAAUGAGAUUGCUUCUUCAGUACGUGCAAGUAUUAGGAGUCAGAGUAAGAAGUACAAGCAUAAUAAUGAAUCCUCUGUUGACACAGGUAAUAGUGGCAGCACUUGCUGUGACCCAUGUACGGAAGAUACAGCUGAUGCCCAUCCUAUAUUAAAUGGUCCUAUUGGGGUGGAGGAAAGCUGUAAUGGUAGCUUGAAUGUGGGGAGUCCUCGCCAUGGUGGCAGUGUAGGUAGGAUGGAUUCAAAACCUAGUUUUAAAAGAAGUGGAUCGCUUAAUCAGAAGGAUGAGUCUCAAAUAUUAGGAAUGAAACAAAGAUAUGAAAUAAUUGAUUUACCUCCUGAUGCAAGACCAUUGUUAGUCUUCAUCAACAAGAAGAGUGGGGCUCAGCGUGGAGAUUCCCUCAGGCAGCGUUUGAACUUCCUUUUGAAUCCUGUUCAGGUAUUUGAACUGAGCUCAACACAGGGUCCAGAAGUAGGCCUUUAUUUUUUCAGGAAGGUGCCUCACUUCAGAGUUCUCGUAUGUGGUGGAGAUGGUACAGUUGGUUGGGUUAUGAAUGCCAUAGACAAGCAAAAUUUUGUUUCUCCUCCACCUGUAGCUAUUCUUCCCGCCGGAACUGGAAAUGACUUGGCUAGAGUACUAUCCUGGGGAGGUGGUCUGGGCUCAUUUGAGAGACAAGGAGGCCUUUGCACAUUGUUUCACCAUAUAGAGCAUGCUGCAGUAACUAUUCUUGACCGGUGGAAGGUAGCUAUUGUAAAUCAAGGAAAACAACUUCAGUCUCUCAAAUUUAUGAACAACUAUCUUGGAGUUGGUUGUGAUGCAAAGGUUGCACUGGAUAUCCAUAAUCUGCGGGAGGAAAAUCCGGAGAAGUUUUAUAGCCAGUUUAUGAACAAAGUUCUCUAUGCAAGAGAAGGUGCUAAGAUUAUAAUGGAUAGGACAUUUGAAGACUUUCCUUGGCAGGUUAGAGUGGAGGUGGAUGGCGUUGAUAUAGAAGUCCCUGAGGAUGCUGAGGGGGUACUUGUUGCAAAUAUUGGAAGCUAUAUGGGUGGGGUCGACCUCUGGCAUAAUGAGGAUGAACACUACGAUAACUUUGAUCCACAAUCCAUGCAUGAUAAGGUACUAGAGGUUGUGAGCAUAUCUGGAACAUGGCACCUUGGAAAGCUUCAGGUGGGGCUUUCUCGUGCUCAAAGACUUGCACAGGGACAGUCGAUAAAGAUACAGCUUCUUGCUGCAUUGCCUGUGCAGAUUGAUGGAGAACCUUGGUUUCAGCAGCCAUGUACUUUGGCUGUAUCUCAUCAUGGACAGGCUUUCAUGUUAAAGAGGGCUGCUGAGGAACCUCUUGGUCAUGCAGCUGCCAUAAUUACUGAUGUACUGGAGAAUGCUGAAACGAACCAUGUGAUUGAUGCUUCACAGAAGCGAGCACUUCUCCAAGAAAUGGCACUUAGGCUGAGUUAGAGGUUAUCUCUGGUCGUCUUGUUAGAUAUUGUAGUUUUGUUCACUACCACCUCAUGAAAAUGUUUUUGGGUUUACCGUUGCUGGUUGUAUCAUGGCGUAUAUUUUAGUGUGUUUAACUUGGUGCUUUAGCCAAGGCAUGUUUGUAAAUUCAAUUUACAGGUUAUAGUUUUCCCCGUGUUGAAAAUUAGCAGAAAGGGGAAAUUUUGAUUGUCAAAGAAAAAAAAUAUAUAGAAAACAGGACAGGAAAAAAGUGAAUUAGCAUCCUUUGUUUUGUACCUUCCUUCAGAUUGAUUUAUAGGCUGGUUUUGAGAGUUAGUGCUA
Molecule: messenger RNA, 3044 nt
Organism: Manihot esculenta (cassava)
Lineage: Eukaryota; Viridiplantae; Streptophyta; Magnoliopsida; Malpighiales; Euphorbiaceae
Product: diacylglycerol kinase 1
Exons: 9
Coding region: 549-2723 (724 amino acids)
Molecular function (GO): ATP-dependent diacylglycerol kinase activity
Source: RefSeq, a predicted model, not a curated record